AUGCCGGGCGAAGCUGUCCAGGUUAUUGUGCGGUGCCGCCCGCUGAACAAGCGAGAAAAGGCCCUCGAAUGCGGAACAGUCGUGGAAACCUUCACUGAUGUUGGCCAAGUCCAGCUCCACAAGCCGGGGUCGGACGACCCGCCGAAAAAGUUCACCUUUGAUGGUGCUUACGACCAGAAUAGCAAUAGCCAGAUGAUCUAUGAGGACGUUGGCUUUCCCUUGAUUGAGAGUGUGUUGGAAGGCUACAAUGGAACAAUCUUUGCCUACGGUCAAACUGGAUGUGGCAAGUCCUUCACCAUGGAAGGCAUUCCAGACCCACCUGAACAUCGCGGUCUUACCCCCCGCUCCUUUGAGCACAUUUUUCAAGAGGUGGCGGUGCGUGAAAACUGCAAGUUCUUGGUGCGAGCGUCAUACCUCGAAAUCUACAACGAGAACAUUCGUGACCUCCUUGGUCAAGACCACAAUGCCAAACUAGACCUCAAGGAGCACCCAGACAAGGGUGUCUAUGUCAAAGAUCUCUCGGAACACGUGGUCUCAAGCACGGAGGAGAUUCUGCGUCUAAUGGCCGCAGGCUCCAAGAAUCGCUCUGUCGGCGCUACACUCAUGAAUGCCGAUUCGUCUCGCUCCCACUCCAUCUUCACGGUCUGGGUUGAGGCAGCCGAGACCAUUGAGGGUGACGAGAAGCUACGAGCCUCAAAGCUCAACUUGGUCGAUUUGGCUGGUAGUGAACGCCAAGGCAAGACCGGCGCCACCGGCGACCGCCUCAAGGAGGCCACCAAGAUCAACCUCUCCCUCUCCGCUCUCGGCAAUGUCAUCUCUGCUCUAGUUGAUGGCAAGUCUAAGCACAUUCCCUAUCGUGACUCCAAGCUGACCCGCCUUCUCCAGGACUCCCUGGGUGGUAACACCAAAACGCUCAUGGUGUGUGCACUCAGCCCGGCGGACAACAACUAUGAUGAAACCCUCUCAACCCUACGCUAUGCCAACCGUGCCAAAAACAUCCAAAACAAGGCCAUUAUCAACGAAGAUCCCAAGGACGCCCUGUUGCGCCAAUACCAGGAGGAGAUCGAGCAGCUAAAGGCUCUUUUGGCCGGCCAGCUUUCCCCCGAUCAAGCGGCCAUGCUCUUAAGCGGCCUUAACCACAGACGAAGGCACCGAUGCUUCCGGCAAUGCAGGCACUGA
This is a messenger RNA of Monosiga brevicollis MX1, 1179 nucleotides long. RefSeq lists its product as uncharacterized. Gene Ontology annotation, molecular function: microtubule binding; ATP binding; microtubule motor activity. NCBI's taxonomy places the organism in Eukaryota, Choanoflagellata, Craspedida, Salpingoecidae. The record is from RefSeq and is a predicted model, not a curated record. The transcript is spliced from 5 exons. Gene Ontology annotation, biological process: microtubule-based movement. Bases 1 to 1179 code for a protein of 392 amino acids.